UCAGUGCCGCGAGCGCCAUGUCGCCGAGCGACGCAAGCGCACCAUGUCCAGCAUCCGCGCAGCCACGGUCGAGUAAUGCGAGCGCGGGCGCGGACCCGCCCGGCGAGUCGGAGCUGGAGCGCGCGCUGGAUUCGCUGGGCGCGUUCGGGCUUUACCAGCGCUACACUGUCACGCUGUGGUCGCUGUCCGGCGUGCUGGCAGCUAUGUACUCGCUCAACUACGUGUUCGUGGCGGACGCCGUGCCCUUCCGCUGCCUGGUCCCAGAAUGCGAGACCGACGGUCUGUCGGAGCUGGCACCGGAGCUGCUCCCUCUAGACUCCUGCGUUCGCUUCCGCCCCCUCAACGAGACCGUCUCCUCCUGUCUCCGUGAGGACUACCAUGAGACGGACACCGUCGCCUGCUCCGCCUUCCUUUAUGAUAACCAGGACACGACCUUCGCUGAGUUCGACCUGGCGUGCCGCGAGUGGAUGCGCACGCUGGUGGGCUCGGUGCGCAACUCCGCGCUGCCCGUCGCGCUGCUGCUGACCGGCUACCUGUCCGACUCAUACGGGCGUCGCACGGCGUUCUGCCUGUUCGGCGCCUGCGCCGGUGUCCUCGGUCUGGUGAAGGCCUUCUCCUACAACUACGUCAUGUAUGUCGUCAUGGAGUGGUUCGAGGCGGCGUUGGGCUACGGGUUCAACUCUGCCGCCUACGUCAUGGUGGUGGAGUUGGCUCGUCCGUCGCUUCGCACGGCGUUCGCAGCGGCGACGGGCGUGGCGUACGGCGUGGGCGGCGUGCUGCUGGCGCUGGCGUCGCGGCGCGUAGCGUACUGGCGCCAUCUGCUGCUCGCCAUCCACGCGCCGGCGCUGUUACUGCCGCUCUACUGGCUGUUGGGGGACGAGAGCGCGAGGUGGCUGCAUGCGAGGGGGCACCGUGAUAGAGCGGAGGCCGUUAUACGGAAGGCAGCCAGGUGGAACAAGGUGACUCUGGAUGAGAGCCUUAUGAGCGAGGUGGCCAAAGAGAACAUCACAGAAGUGAAGAAGUCAGCAGGAAACCCGUGGCUGGCGCUGCUGCGGUCCCGCGUGCUGCUCGCUCGCUUCGGUGUCUGUUGCUGGUGCUGGAUCGCUACUGCCUUCGUGUACUACGGUCUUACCAUCAACUCCGUGAACCUAGCAGGGGAUAAGCACGUGAACUUCGCGUUGAACAUGGCGAUGGAGAUCGUGGCGUCACUGUUUCUGGUGAUGGUGCUGGAGCGAUUCGGCCGCAAGUGGAGCAUCUUCGUGGCUUUCCUCGUGUGCGGUGUCGUCUGUGUCACGCCUUUUUUCGUCUCUCACGCGGGCACCGGCUUGGGGCUGUUCAUGGUGGGCAAGCUGACGAUUACGUUCGCGUUCAACGCGCUGUACGUGUUCACGGCGGAGCUGUUUCCCACAGCCACACGCUCUUCGGCGUUGGCUGCGUGUUCCCUGGUCGGCCGGCUAGGCUCCGUGCUGGCGCCACAGACGCCGCUACUGAGCAAGUACAUCCAAGCGCUCCUCUACGGCGUGUGCUCGUUGCUGGCGGCGCUGGCGUUGCUGGCGACGCCGGAGACGCGGCGCGCGCGCCUGCCGGCCGCCGUGGCCGCCGCCGAGCGCCUGCGCGCGCCGCCGCCGCCCGCGCCGCCGCCGCCGCCGCCGCCGCAGCCCCGAGUGCUCACCGCCGACACGUGA
This is a messenger RNA of Cydia strobilella, 1685 nucleotides long. Its product is annotated as organic cation transporter protein-like. The record is from RefSeq and is a predicted model, not a curated record. The transcript has 10 exons. Gene Ontology annotation, biological process: transmembrane transport. Bases 18 to 1685 code for a protein of 555 amino acids. Gene Ontology annotation, cellular component: membrane. NCBI's taxonomy places the organism in Eukaryota, Metazoa, Arthropoda, Insecta, Lepidoptera, Tortricidae. Gene Ontology annotation, molecular function: transmembrane transporter activity.